Molecule: messenger RNA, 671 nt
Organism: Nomia melanderi (Alkali bee)
Lineage: Eukaryota; Metazoa; Arthropoda; Insecta; Hymenoptera; Halictidae
Product: calmodulin-like protein 4
Cellular component (GO): myosin II complex
Molecular function (GO): calcium ion binding
Source: RefSeq, a predicted model, not a curated record
GGGUGGGGGAAAAUGAUCCUGCACACCUAUCGUUACCUGAGGUAACGUUAUUUGACACGUAAACAACAGGUAGAGAGUGAAACUGGAAAUUGUAACAAGUGUUUUGUAAUAAUUAUUCGAUUAUGGCUCGUUAUUUUCGGGAAGAAGAUAUAGAUGAGUUCAGAGAAUGCUUUUACUUGUUCGCGAGAAAUGGUCAUAUACGCACCCUGGACGAGCUCACGAUCAUUAUGAGAUCAUUGGGAUUGAGCCCUACUAUAGCGGAAUUAAAUAAAUAUUUAAAGGACAAAGGUGGAAAGAUGUCAUUUGCCGACUUCUUAGAAGUAAUGCAUCUACAGACAAGGGCAGAGGAUCUUCCUAAAGAAGUGAUACAAGCCUUCCAAGCUGCGGACAAGUCUAGAAACGGCACUAUACCUGCUCGGCAAUUAGCCCACAUGUUGCUUCAUUGGGGUGAACAAUUGAGUAAUAAAGAAGUGGAACAAAUCUUUCGAGAAGCAAAUGUUUCCCCAAAUGGACACGUUAAAUACGAAGACUUUGUGAAAAUAGCCUGUGCUCCAGUACCUGACUACUACUAGAGAUCGGCACAAACUUACAUUGAUAAUCUUUUUAUAAUAUACUGAGACAUAUAUUUAUAACAAAUACUUACAGUAAAGGUACAUUAUCCUUAAAAUUAA